Molecule: messenger RNA, 477 nt
Organism: Closterium sp. Naga37s-1
Lineage: Eukaryota; Viridiplantae; Streptophyta; Zygnematophyceae; Desmidiales; Closteriaceae
Source: the annotation of a GenBank genome assembly
AUGGCGGCUUUGCUGCUCCGCAAUCUAUCAUCCGCUCGUGUCCGCGUCUCGUCAUCGCGUAACGCGAGCCGCCUGUCGUCCAAGCAGAACAACCAGCCUAUUUUUCUAUCCCGCGGUGCUGGGUCCGCUCGGCGACCCCUUAACAAUGCUCUUGUCAGGCAGCAGAAUUGGCGGGCAGGAAGGAGGAGUCAAGGCUUGCCAGACCAUGGCAAAUGGGUGGCGGCGGGGUCUCACAGAUCAUGGACCAUAGAGGAUGGAAUUGGACCAGAGAAGAAUUAUUACCCGGAGCUGGUGAAGGCGAGUACUGGGAUGGACGAGUUCUUAGCAGCACUCUCACUGGCCAAAGAAUAUGACACACGCAGCACUCAUUGCAACAGCGAACCUGUCAGUGCCACAGAUGGAUCAUCGUCACCAUCAUUGCCACAGCAGGCACCAAACCAGAAGAGCGUGGAGGAGGUGAGUGGUGCCUGCUGGUAA